Molecule: messenger RNA, 708 nt
Organism: Talaromyces stipitatus ATCC 10500
Lineage: Eukaryota; Fungi; Ascomycota; Eurotiomycetes; Eurotiales; Trichocomaceae
Exons: 2
Coding region: 1-708 (235 amino acids)
Source: RefSeq, a predicted model, not a curated record
AUGGCCUCAGCUGCACCUUCAACCCAACGGCCUGCUGUCCAAAGCCAACCUACUCAGAGCAACGAGCAGAAUGAAAAGAUCGACAUGAUUGGAACACAUGUGGAAAAGCUCACUAGGUAUGUUGAAGAACUCAAGGAUAAGCUGACCGAAAAAGACGACCAGGUUGAACAGCUCGAAGCGCAAGUACUCGCAUUGGGAAAUAAGAAUGAUGGCAAACCAACUGCUGGAUCAAACAAAGUCAAGAUGCCAAAACCAAUAAACUUUGAUAGCACCCAAUCCAAGCUCAAGUCAUUUCUUGUUAAUAUGGAUAUGCAUCUCAACGCCAACAAGAUCACCAGUGACAAGGAAAAGGUAAUCUUUGUAGCCUCCUGCCUCACAGAUGAAGCAGUAGACUGGAUGCAACCAAUGCUUGACGAUUACUACAACAGUGACGCCAAUGAAUGGGACGAAUUAACCAAAACCAUCUUCAGAAGCUACAAGAAUUUCUGGAUCAAGCUUGAAGAAUCAUCUGCACAACAACUAGCGAUCAAAUUCAAACAAAUUAUAUUGCCACUGCAUUACGAUGAUGACGUUCUCAUAGGACUGUUUGAGAAUAUACUUAAGGAAGAACUCCAGACUGAAUUAAUCAAAAUAGAUCGACCUGACAAGCUCGGCAAAUUCAUCAAAAUGGCAGUCAAGAUGGACAAUAAAUUGUUCGAGAUCAAAUGA